ACAGCCAGGUCUAGGUGGGGCAGACUCUAAGCAGAACUGUGCGUCUUGCCCUCAGCCCAUGCGGAGCCUCUCCACAGCUUCUGUACCUCGAGCGUUAGGCCAGAUCCCUUCUCUCUAAUCCAUCUGUCACCUCUCCUGUCAUCUGUUUCCAUGCUGUGAGGUCCAGCUGCAGAACACAUCCAUGGCUCUCAUGCUCAGUUUGGUUCUGAGUCUCCUCAAGUUGGGAUCAGGGCAGUGGCAGGUGCUUGGGCCAGGCAAGCCUGUCCAGGCUUUGGUGGGGGAGGACGCAGUAUUUUCCUGUUUCCUGUCUCCUGAGACCAAUGCAGAGGCCAUGGAAGUGCGGUUCUUCCGGGGCCAGAUCUCCAGCGUGGUCUCCCUCUACAGGAAAGGGAAGGAGCAGCCAUCUAUGCAGAUGCCACAGUAUCAAGCCAGGACAAAAUUGGUGAAGGAUUCUAUUGCAGAGGGGCACGUCUCUCUGAGGCUGGAAAACAUUACUGUCUUGGAUGCUGGCCUCUACGGGUGCUGGAUUGGUUCCCAGUCUUAUCACCAGGAGGCUGUCUGGGAGCUGCAGGUGUCAGCACUGGGCUCGGUUCCUCUCAUUUCCAUGGUGGCAUAUGUUGACAGAGGCAUCCAGCUACUCUGUCGGUCCUCGGGCUGGUUCCCCCGGCCCACAGCGAAGUGGAGAGGUCCACAUGGACAGGAAUUGUCCACAGACUCCAGGACACACACGGACAUGCAUGGCCUGUUUGAUGUGGAGAUCUCCCUGACCGUCCCAGAGAAUGCUGGGACCGUAUCCUGUUCCGUGCAGCACCCUCAUCUGAGCCAAGAGGUGGAAUCCAGGGUACAGAUAGGAGAUACCUUUUUCCAGCCUGUAUCAUGGGCCCUGGCUGUCAAAGUACUGGGAAUACUCUGCUCUGGCCUAUUUUUUGGUAUUGUUGGACUGAAGAUUUUCUUCUCCCAAUUCCAGGGGAAAAUCCAGGCAGAACUGGACCGGAGAAUAAAGUGCGGACAGGCAGAAUUGAGAGAGGCCCGGAAAUACGCAGUGAAGGUGACUCUGGACCCAGAGACGGCUCACCCACAGCUCUGCGUUUCUGAUCUGAAAACUGUAACCCAUAGAAUGGCUCUUCAGGAGGUGCCUAACUCUGCGAAGAGAUUUACAAGGAAGAGUGUGGUGGCUUCUCAGAGUUUCCGGGCAGGGAAACGUUACUGGGAGGUGGACGUGGGAUACAGUACACAUUGGUACGUCGGAGUGUGUAGGGAUGAUGUGGACAGGAAGAAGUAUGUGACUUUGUCUCCCAACAAUGGGUACUGGGUCCUCGGACUGCAGAGAGAACAUUUCACAUUCAAUCCCCAUCGUAUCAGCCUCUUCCCCAGGAUCCGUCCUACACAAAUAGGGAUCUUCCUGGACUAUGAGGGUGGGACCAUCUCCUUCUUCAACAUAAAUGACCAGACCCUCAUUUAUACCCUGACAUGGCGGUUUGAAGGCUUAUUGAGGCCCUACAUUGAGCAUCAGUUCCGUGAUGGGACUCUUACAGUCAUCUGCCCAUUGCCUCAGGAAUCAGAGAGAGAGGCCUCUUCACAAAGGGCCUCUACAACCCCAGAGGCAUGCAACAGUGAGUCCUCCUCACAAGUAACCACGCCCUUCCUCCCCAGGAGUGAUGAGUAGGAUGAAUCACACCUCACAUUCUUUUUUAGAAUACCAAGGUUUCUCUCCCAGAUCCAAAGCCCUGCAGUGGCCAGCUGUGGUGGCUUCCAGAUGAAGGGGGAUAGGCCUGUCCAUAUGGGAGUCAGGGCUCAUGGCUGCCAAGAGUGGGGAAGGAAGAAGGCUAACAUUAGAUUUAGUUUGCUCUCACUCCAUCCUGCUAAGUGAUCUUGAAAUAGUCACCACCUCUCAGGCGAGGAAAAUCAGAAAUUCCCAUCUCACAGGCUGUGGUGUAGAUUAAGUAGACAAUGAAUGUGAAUCAUGCUUAGAUCUUGUUGAUGACAGAGUGCAUCCUAAUGGUUUGUUCAUUAUAUUACACUUUCAGUA
This is a messenger RNA of Saimiri boliviensis boliviensis (Bolivian squirrel monkey), 2029 nucleotides long. Its product is annotated as butyrophilin-like protein 8. Gene Ontology annotation, cellular component: external side of plasma membrane. The record is from RefSeq and is a predicted model, not a curated record. Gene Ontology annotation, biological process: T cell receptor signaling pathway; regulation of cytokine production. NCBI's taxonomy places the organism in Eukaryota, Metazoa, Chordata, Mammalia, Primates, Cebidae. Gene Ontology annotation, molecular function: signaling receptor binding.